Colletotrichum scovillei is the source of this 4103-nucleotide messenger RNA. Its product is annotated as glycine dehydrogenase. The record is from RefSeq and is a predicted model, not a curated record. Gene Ontology annotation, cellular component: mitochondrion; glycine cleavage complex. The transcript has 2 exons. Bases 520 to 3702 code for a protein of 1060 amino acids. Gene Ontology annotation, molecular function: glycine dehydrogenase (decarboxylating) activity; glycine binding; pyridoxal phosphate binding. Gene Ontology annotation, biological process: glycine decarboxylation via glycine cleavage system. NCBI's taxonomy places the organism in Eukaryota, Fungi, Ascomycota, Sordariomycetes, Glomerellales, Glomerellaceae.
UACGUACCGCUGUCUCGAUAAGUAGCCGUUGCCGCAAAAAGAAAAGAAACGAAAGGGCGGAUGGCUGCCGGUCCUCAAGCUCGCUCUCACCGACUCCUUCAUAUUUGAAGAGCAUUCCGGAAGCUGUUCUGUUGUCUACGUAUACUCUGGCUUCUAUUUAUUUCUUCCCGAACAAUCAUCCCAUCUGCUCAACAGAAACCUCUUUCGCGUCAAGACCUGGAUUCAGGUGUUUUGAAACGGUUUUUGGGCUGCGUGCGAGAGCUUGGUCGCUUUUAUCCCGAGUCGCAACUCGGAUCACAAGUUGGUGGCGACAAGGGUGUUGCUUCUUGAGCUACAACGAUAUCGGCCCCAGAUCCGAGCAAUACUUGUAUACGCACGACUCUCUCAACCACAACAUCUGUCCUUCUUCUUUUUCUCUCUUCUUUUCUAUUCUUCUUCAAGACACACCUCCGACAUUGUCGAGUCUCACUGGCAUUUUCAUCUUCUUUGUGUGAAUUGCCACUCUACUCACUUCACACAAUGGCAUCACUGAGAUUGCCCCUCCCCCGCCAGCUUCGGCUGGCUGCCCCGAGGUCAAGGAUCGCCGCCCGCAAGACACCAGCUUCCUCGUGGGUUUGCAACUCAUGUGUGUCAAGCUCGGCAUCGUCCUCGCGGAUUCCCCGUGUGAGGACUUUCAGCGCCUUUGCAGCUCUUCAGAAUGCCACCAGUGCAAAGAUUGGCUCAGUCGAUCCCUCCCUUGAGCCACUGCAGAGGCCCGAGUCCUUUAUUCCCCGACACAUCGGACCUGAUGUAACCGAUGCUGAGGCCAUGCUGAAGGCGCUCGACCCUCCGGCAAAGUCAAUUGACGAGUUUAUUGCCCAGGUUGUCCCUCCGGAUGUCAUCUCCGAGAGGAAGACAUUUGGUGCCUGGGACAAUGAGGGCCCCCUUGAUGAGAGCAAAGUUCUGGCGAGAGCCACUGCUUGGGCCAAGGCCAACGAGGCUGCUCCUAAGCCUCUUAUCGGUGCUGGAUACAACCCCAGCGUCACGCCCCGUGUUAUUCAGACCAACGUCCUCGAGAGCCCUGCUUGGUAUACCAGUUACACUCCCUACCAGCCCGAAAUCAGCCAGGGCCGCCUCGAGUCCCUUCUCAACUACCAGACCAUGGUGUCCGAUCUGACCGGGCUUCCCAUUUCCAACGCCAGUUUGUUGGAUGAGGGUACCGCCGCCGCCGAGGCCAUGACCCUUUCCAUGAACGCUCUCUCAUCAUCCCGCGCCAAGAGACCCGGCAAGACCUUUGUUGUCUCACACCUCGUUCACCCUCAGUCUAUUUCAGUCAUCCAGAGCAGAGCUCAGGGAUUCGGCAUCAAGGUUGAGGUUAUCGACGUCAACGCAGCGGACUCUGCAGAGAAGAUCAAGGCUCUGGGACAGGACUUGGUUGGUGUCAUGGUCCAGUACCCUGACACCCAGGGCAAGGUUGAGGACUUCAAGGGACUCUCCGAGCUUGUUCAUGAGCAAGGUGCCCUCCUCAGUGCCGCCACCGACCUGCUUGCCCUGACGGUUCUCACGCCGCCCGGCGAGUGGGGUGCCGACAUUGCCUUUGGCAGUGCCCAGCGCUUCGGUGUUCCCCUCGGCUUCGGUGGACCCCACGCCGCCUUCUUUGCCGUCAAGGAGGCCCACAAGCGCCGCAUGCCUGGCCGCUUGGUCGGUGUCUCCAAGGACCGAAACGGCAACCGUGCCUUGAGAUUGGCUCUGCAGACCCGUGAGCAGCACAUUCGUCGCGAGAAGGCAACCAGCAACGUCUGCACCGCUCAGGCUCUGUUGGCCAACAUGGCUGCCCUGUUUGCCGUCUACCACGGACCCGAGGGCCUGAAGGAGAUUGCCUCGAGAUUGGUUCGUCUUGCCCGUGGAGUCCAGGCCGUUGCCGAGGCCUCGGGUUUGGAGACCGAGCAGAGCGGCGCCAGCCCUGAUGGCAAGGUUCUCUUCGACACCGUCGUCAUCAAGGCCAGCGACCGUUCUCAGAAGAUUCUGGCCGAAGCCAAGAAGGCUGGCCUGGGCUUCCGCGAUUUCGGAAACGGUGACAUCGGUAUCAGCGUCAACGAGCACGUUACUGAGGAGGUGUUCAAGUCCAUUGCCGCCGUCCUCGGCAGCGCUACCGGUACCCAGACCGCUGAGGUUGCGAGCAAGGCCUACGGUGCUCUCACCCAGGACAUCACCGAGCUCCUUCCCGCUACUCUUCGCCGUCAAUCCGCGUACCUCACUCACCCUGUCUUCAACACUCACCGCAGUGAGACCGAGAUCCUUCGUUACAUCCACUACCUCCAGUCCAAGGAUCUGUCCCUUGUUCACUCCAUGAUCCCUCUCGGAUCCUGCACCAUGAAGCUGAACGGCGCGACUGAGAUGGCUCUGAUCACCCUCCCCGGAUUCUCCACCAUCCACCCUCACACGCCCGCAAGCGAGCUCCCGGGCUACACUGCCUUGAUUGAGAGUCUCUCUGACCAGCUAAAGGGUAUCACAUCCAUGGAUGCCGUCUCUCUGCAGCCCAACUCUGGCGCUCAGGGUGAGUUUGCCGGUCUUCAGGCCAUCCGCAAGCACCUCCUCUCCAAGCCCGGUGGCCAGAAGCGUGACAUUUGCUUGAUUCCCGUUUCCGCCCACGGCACCAACCCCGCAUCCGCUGCCAUGGCCGGCAUGCGUGUCGUCCCCAUCAAGUGCGACCAAAAGACCGGUAACCUUGACAUCGAGGACUUGGAGGCCAAGUGCAAGAAGCACGCCGAGGAGUUGGGUGCCUUCAUGGUCACCUACCCUAGCACCUACGGUGUUUACGAGCCCGCCGUGAAGAAGGCUUGUGAGCUCGUCCACAAGUAUGGCGGUCAGGUCUACAUGGACGGUGCCAACAUGAACGCCCAGAUCGGUAUCGCCUCGCCCGGCGAGAUUGGCGCCGACGUCUGCCAUCUCAAUCUUCACAAGACCUUCUGCAUUCCCCACGGCGGUGGUGGCCCCGGUGUCGGACCCAUCUGCGUCAAGGAGCACCUUGCUCCCUUCCUGCCCGGUCUCGCCCACGACGCCGACCAGGCCAUGGUUUCCAGCGCCCCCUUCGGCAGCGCCGGUAUCCUCCCCAUCAGCUGGGCUUACAACGCACUGAUGGGCAAUGACGGUCUCCGUCUCGCCACCAAGACCGCUAUUCUCAACGCCAACUACAUCCUCGCCCGCCUCAAGCCUCACUACAAGAUCCUCUACACCAACGAGAACGGCCGCUGCGCGCACGAGUUCAUCCUCGACGCCCGUCCCUUCAUCGCCACCGCCGGUGUCGAGGCCAUUGACAUCGCCAAGCGUCUCCAGGACUACGGCUUCCACGCCCCGACCAUGAGCUUCCCCGUAGCCAACACGCUCAUGAUUGAGCCUACGGAGAGCGAGAGCAAGGAGGAGCUCGACCGCUUCGUUGACGCCCUCAUCAGCAUUCGUGAGGAGAUUCGCGAGAUCGAGGAGGGCAAGCAGCCUCGUGAGGGUAACGUUCUCCGCAUGGCGCCUCACCCCCAGAUGGAUGUCAUCUUGGGUGACGGCGAGGGCAAGUGGGACCGUCCUUACUCUCGUGAGAAGGCUGCUUACCCCCUGCCUCACCUCAAGGAGAAGAAGUUCUGGCCUAGCGUGGCUCGCGUUGACGACACAUACGGUGACACUCACCUGUUCUGCACGUGCCCUCCUGUCGAGGAUACCACGUCAGAGUAAAUCGAUGAUUCUGCAUCUGAUAGACAUGAUACCAGCAGACCAUAGAUUUGUGCCUGCAUGACAGCCUUCAUGUUUGCAACACGGGGACGGCUAGGCGAUCUCAGACGGGGCAUCUAACCCGUUGAGAUCCCUCUUGUUCCCUGAGAUCCUUCAACAUUUUUCCAAUCAUCUCUUAGCAAGCGGGGAUUUGAGUUCCUACGAUUUCAACAGGGAAUACACAUACACGUUCAUGUUUACUAUAUAUGAAUGUGCGGGCGGGUUUAUGGGGCCGGAGACAUGGGCCACCGGGGAGUUUUAAACAACAAAACAACAAAAAUGGUUGUUUUGUUGGGGUUAUUGCAUUAUUGGGCGUGCGAAUUUGGUUUUUGGUUAUCUACCUAGACUGGCAUUUCUAGCCGGGA